This is a messenger RNA of Psylliodes chrysocephalus, 2063 nucleotides long. The record is from the annotation of a GenBank genome assembly. NCBI's taxonomy places the organism in Eukaryota, Metazoa, Arthropoda, Insecta, Coleoptera, Chrysomelidae.
CAACCUACAAACAUAAAAUUCAACAGAUUAAAAACAAAUAUAUUUGACGUUUUGAACCAUCUUUCAUAAUAAAUUUAGUCAGAAAAUACAUAAUUAAGAAAAUCAACAAUAAUUUCUCCUCCUAUAAUAAUAAAAUGUGUAGAAACUACUGAUAGAAGAAGAUGGAGGGUAGGCUUAAGAAAUGGAGAACGAAACGAGACUUUCUAAAACUGCUACAAUCUCGUGAAAAUAAUGCCGAAACAUCAAAAUUUUUUAAGCAACAUACACAGUUUACAGAUAGUCUUGUCAGAAGACUUGGAUUGGAACAUGAAUUAGAGGGCCAUGUCGGCUGUGUAAACUGUUUAGAAUGGACACCAAAUGGGGAACAUUUGGCCUCUGGUUCUGAUGACACAAAUGUCAUUCUGUGGGAUCCUUUUAGACAUAAAAGGCUUCAAGUUAUUCCAACGCAUCACAUUGGAAAUAUUUUUUCUGUCAAGUUUUUAGGAACAACCUGUAAUGAAAUAGCAACAGCGUCUGGUGAUUGUAGAGUGCUGGUUCAGUCUAUACCAACAGCUGUGGCUAAACGUCCCCCGAUUUUGGAAUGCAGUUGUCAUGUCAAUCGUGUCAAAAGGUUGGCUACAUCUCCUGUUGAGCCAUCAUUGUUUUGGUCUGCAGCUGAAGAUGGACUUAUUAUUCAAUAUGACUUAAGAGAACAACACGAAUGUUCUUCAUCACACACAAAGGUUUUAAUUGAUUUAAGCUACAAUUUUGGUGAAGUUAAAUGUAUAGCUGUCAAUCCCACAAAACCUCAUUACAUUGCAGUAGGAGCAAAUGAUUGUUAUAUUAGGCUAUAUGAUAGAAGAAUGUUGAAACCUUACACAAUACGACAGGAGAGAUCACCAUUCCACCUACUCUAUGAUAGGGUCGAAAAGUUCCCAGAAAGGGACCCGCUAGAUUUGAAUUGUGUCCAAUAUUAUGCACCCGGACAUUUAGCUAUAGAGAAUGCAAGCGUUAGUAGCUUCAAACUCUCCAUUACCAACAUCUCUUUUAAUUCGACUGGUUCUGAAAUGUUAGCCAACAUGGGCGGAGAACAUAUUUAUUUGUUUGACGUUAAUAAGUCUAGGCAUAUUAAGGAUAUUCAAGUACCGCAAUUUUUCCCCAAGAAAAACUUGCCCAUGUGUAAGAAGUGCUAUUUUAUAGACGGAAACAGACUUGUAAAUAUUAGUAAAAUAAAUUUAAUCCCUGAAGAAAAUUGUGCUUGUUUUUAUUUAGACAGGGCUUCAGAAUGUCGCAAACGAAAAUGGAUGGGAGAUCUUUAUAAUGCAGCCCGUGACUUUUUACAUGUGAUACAAAAUUGGCCUAACAAAAUACAGGCCUACAUUGGCCUAAUUGAGAGCCUUUUAGACUUAAAAUGGACGACAGAAGCUCAACAGUGGUUGGAUUAUUUUUCGACUUUACCCACUAACAACAAUCAUCCACAGGUAAAUUUGUUAAGAACUAAAUUGGAAAAACUAAUUGUAUCCAAUCAAACUAAAGAACAGGAUAACGAUUCGUUUGAAGAAAAGGAGAGAUUAUGUAGGAAAGUUGAUGAGGCGGAACAAAAGAAACGAUUGGAAUCCAGGGAUUUCGAAAUGAGAUUUUUGGGACACUGUAACAUUACAACUGAUAUUAAAGAGGCUAAUUUUCUAGGUGAAGACGGUAACUAUGUAUGUGCGGGUUCCGACGAAGGAAUAAUUUUUGUGUGGGAGCGGAAGAAGUCGCAAAUAGUGACGGCUAUGUUCGGUGACGUUUCGAUAGUGAACUGCAUUCAACCACACCCUAGUGCCUGUUUUAUUGCAUCAAGCGGUAUUGACACUGGCGUAAAACUUUGGUCUCCACUACCAGAACUUGAUGAUUACGUGAAUCCCCGAAUAGUGACUGACAUCCCGGCGGUGGUAGAGGCCAAUCAAAAUCGAAUGGCGAUGGAUCCAUUAGAAUCGAUGUUAAUUAACAUGGGGUAUCGGAUAUCCGGCAUGCCCAUGUCGAACGAGGUGCCAUCUUGUCAAACUUGUUAGUUGUUUGGUCUGAAUCUGUUUUGUGACCAA